Molecule: messenger RNA, 1569 nt
Organism: Exophiala oligosperma
Lineage: Eukaryota; Fungi; Ascomycota; Eurotiomycetes; Chaetothyriales; Herpotrichiellaceae
Exons: 2
Coding region: 1-1569 (522 amino acids)
Source: RefSeq, a predicted model, not a curated record
AUGGCGGAAGAGGCCGUCUUAUUUCCCACUCAAUCUAUGUUCAUGGUGGAUCGUGGCUGGCAGCGGAGCAGGAAGAAGAAGAAUACCAGUGAUAGUCACUCAGUUCUAGGGUAUGGGUCCGAACGAACCGGAGUUCCCGACGUCACAAUCACAAUUGCAAGAGAACAUCCUUCACAAUGGCCCACUUCGACUGGAUUCAAAGGUGUCAGAGGCACUACACAGGGGCAAGAACUGACCGCUGGCGCCCAAUUUAUGCAAUAUGAGCCUCCAAUCUCAUCACCAGGACAAGCUAUCGGGCGACGAAGGCGAACAGCAACAAGACCCAGAAAUGUUGUUCAAAGACGGACAGGCCUAGCGCUGCCUGCCCCAAACACAGCGUCCACUCGCAUGUCGAUGUGCUCAGCGAUGCUGAAACAAAGUAUAUCUGGGAGUGCUUCUCCGCUCUAUAGCUUUAUCGAUCCUGAAGUCAGCGACUUUCAGGAAUUCAUAUCGUAUUAUCCGACUCGGCUAGCUUCAGCAUUGCUUCCAAUCAGCAAGUAUGCUUCCGUAAGCUCGAAUGCAAUCAAGGAGAUAUGGCUCCCUGCAGCAAUCAACGAUGAAGUUUUCCUACAUGUUAUACUCCUUUCUUCCGCUAUGCACUACAUCUCAACCAUGAACUGCCAAGAUGUUGGCGACUCAAAGGUCCUCUUGAAAGUGAUAUUCGACCGACUCAACCGCCGUCUACAGACUGGGAAUUAUUCCGACACGACAAUAGGUGCCGUCUCCUGUUUGGCGCUGUGUGAUAAUAGCGAAGGCAAUCACACCCAGUGGGCAAUGCACGCGGCAGGCAUGUCAGAAAUGAUUCGCAACAGGGGUGGAAUAGCUUCCAUCCCUCCGGAGAAGCGAUUAAAGUUGUAUCGAGGCGAGGUCAUAGGGGCGGUCGACACACUUUCAAUGCCACGUUUGCCACGGCCCCCAAGGUCUACGGAGUCCCUUUACAAGGCAAUUAAAAUGACAUUUCCUCUUGAUGCUACUCUGUUAUCUGCAUUAGUUGAGUCGGACUUGACGCCGAACAUGUUUGACCUUCUCAUCGACUUGUCGUUAUUUGCACAGACUCUGAACUACGCAGCUAAAACUGGGGUCAUCAUUGAUUCCACGGCCUACGAAGAAGAUAUCACAUGCAUGCAGUACGAUCUGCUGACUUUUGAUAUGACAGGCGCCACCAUCGUGGACAGUGCUUGCAGGCUAGCAGCGUUAGCAUUCGGAAAGAGCAUCAUGCAGGAGACGCCUUUCGCGAGGACGGCUUCGAUGGAAAUCUCGCGGCAGCUGCAAAACAUUUUAACUACUCUCAGAACCGAGUGCACUAGAUCUGACCUGCUGUUCUGGGUCCAAGUCAUGGGCGCGUUAGUCUCGUCACAAACGGACGAGAAGGAUUGGUUCAGAGCCCAUCUCAGAGCUUUUGUAGGCCAAAGGGUGGAUUUGGUCACAUGGACGAAUGCAAAAGUUCUACUGGAAGCUCUGUUCUGGGUUGACUGUCUCUUUGAUGUCCAAGGAGAGCGACUUUGGCUUGAAGUAUUUGGGCCCGCUUGA